UGUCGCUAUCGAAAGCAACGUUAUCUUCGUCUGCUUCGUCCAAGCUCUUGCUUAUUGCGAGCAAGUGACGAUGCUCAACACUAGCCUUGGUCCGAAUGGGAUGACAGUCGAACGAAUGGACAUGCCCUAUUCGUCGCUACGACAAAUGGCCGCAAAACUCUCUCAGAGACGCAGUGGCAAUACACGAGGCUCAGCACCCAGCACUGCUUCUAAUGUCGAUGACGAAGAAUGCCUUGACAAAGCCAUGCAGUACCACACUACUCCCAGCGGCACAUAUGAUGGCGCAGACUUAAAGGAUGGUUGGGAUGACGCUCUUGCAAACGAAUUGGACGCAGAUGACCGAUUGGAAUCACGUACAAGCCGAUCACUUGACGAAUACAUCGACAGCAACCGAGAGGCGUGUCAGAACCUUAUUCAGUCGUUGUUGAAGACUGGGCACUUCGGUGGCCGGGAGUCAACGCAUGACCAUGCCAAAAUUCUGGAGAUCAUCCAAGCAGCAAUGUCUUCGGCGCAAUGUAUCCGGGUGAUGAAGGAGUUUGCGAAGACUGGUCACCAUGGCAUAGUCAUAAAUCUUCUAGACGCUGUAUUGGUUAAUAUCAAUCCCCAAACCCAUCUUUAUACGACCGUCUUCCAUGCGCUUCGCAAAUUGUGCAUAGAACAUAGCGACAUUCCAGUAUCAUUGGUACUUCCAACAAACUCCGUGACUUUGGAUGGUCAUCCGAACCGACCGGACGAGAAGGGAGGAUGCGCCGACAUUUAUCUCGGACAAUGGAAUGGGAAGACAGUCGGUAUCAAGGCUGUCAGGAUGACCCAACACGAUCCCCUUGAUGCAUUGAUGAAGAAAAUCGCUAAAGAAGCAACACUUUGGAGGCGUCUCACGCAUCCGAACAUCGCGCCCUUUUAUGGAAUUGACCGUCAACACUUCGAUAUAAGUAUGAUAUGUCUGUGGAUGCCAGACGGGGACAUUCUCAAGUUUCUGAAAAACAAUCCCAGUGCAAGUCGCCCACAGCUGCUCCUGGAUGUCGCCCGUGGACUCGAAUACCUCCAUUCAGACGAGGUCGGUAUCGUCCACGGGGACCUAAAAGGGCCAAACAUCUUGGUAGACAGGCAGCAUCGGGCUUGUCUCACAGAUUUCGGGUUAUCCGCUGCGCUCUACGGUUGCGACACACUGAACACUGUCAGUUGCAUGACCAAAUUCGAGUCCACGCUACGCUGGAUGUCACCGGAGUUGCUUAACCCAGAAGGCUUUGGGUUGCAUAGCGCAACAGCGUCCAAAUAUAGCGAUGUAUAUGCAUACUCCAUGGUCAUGUGGGAGGUGUUCACCGGGAAGGUACCAUUCUAUCAAUUUGACAACAAGGGCACCGUUGUAUUCAAGAUCGUCAGCGGUCUACGGCCCCAACGUCCCGCCGCCAGCGACGAUUGCUCAGGGCCAUCCGACAUCAUUUGGUCCAUCAUGGAAUCCUGUUGGGACCAAUUGCGUGUCAACAGACCGUCCAUUGCGGAUGUGGCUACCGACUUGCACAAUGUCUGGGGUUUGCAGCUCCCUUCAGGCAGUCCCUCUGUCAACGAGGUUACGGAAGAAUGUUCGCAAGAUAUGCGUAACCUACGUAUCGGGGCUUAACUUGUCACAGCGCAUGGCGAAUGAGCCUGAGAGAUUGAAGAUUGUUGGUUAGGAGUACCAUAGUGGCCCACACGUUUGUACAUGUACUCAUGAAAUAUGUGGGCUGCAACAACGCAUGUAAUGACGC
Fomitopsis serialis is the source of this 1748-nucleotide messenger RNA. Its product is annotated as kinase-like domain-containing protein. The transcript is spliced from 7 exons. The coding region runs from base 71 to 1621 and encodes 516 amino acids. Gene Ontology annotation, molecular function: ATP binding; JUN kinase kinase kinase activity. NCBI's taxonomy places the organism in Eukaryota, Fungi, Basidiomycota, Agaricomycetes, Polyporales, Fomitopsidaceae. Gene Ontology annotation, biological process: protein phosphorylation. The record is from RefSeq and is a predicted model, not a curated record.